This is a messenger RNA of Castor canadensis (American beaver), 2211 nucleotides long. NCBI's taxonomy places the organism in Eukaryota, Metazoa, Chordata, Mammalia, Rodentia, Castoridae. The record is from RefSeq and is a predicted model, not a curated record.
UUGGGGUGUCUGCGGGUUCCCAGCGGUUGGGGCGAACGGAUUCCCACAUCAAACCUUGGGGUGUCUGCGGGUUCCCAGCGGUUGGGGCGAACGGAUUCCCAGGAGGAGGAGGUCGCAGCUGAAGGCCAUCUCCGCCAGAUGGCGGCGCGGGCAGAGCGGCUGCGUGCAGUUGUCUGCAGCACUGGACCCCGGGGAGGACCUGGGCGAGGAGCGGAAGAGGCGAAGGGAGGAGGAAGAGGGGGAAAGGAAGAGCAGGGGAGGAGCUUGGGGAGACGCGGGUCCCGACUUCCUAGGGCGGCGGCGGCGGCCGGGAGACCAUGGCUGGCCUGGCCUCCAGCUCUGCGAUCCCCGUGUGGCUGGGCGAGGACGACCUGAGCUGCAUCAUCUGCCACGGGUUGCUGGUCUGGCCCACCACGCUGCCCUGCGGCCACAGCUUCUGCCGCGAUUGCCUGGGGAAGGUGUGGGGCGCGGGAGGGGCUGGGAGCCCCUGGGCCUGCCCCACGUGUCGCGAGGCCUUGGCGCCACGGUCGCGGCUGCGGAAGAACACGCUGCUCGAGGACCUGGUGGACAAGUACAGCCGCGCCGCACGCGAGCUGGAGGACGCGGAACUCGCCCAGAGCCCCGCCCCCGGGCCAGGCCCCGCCCCUGACUCCGCCCCCGACCUCGCGUCCCAGCACCGCCCAGCACAGCCGCGGGUAGCAGUACAGAAGAGCACCACAGAAGUCAUGUGGGAGCUACAGAGGUGGCGCAAGAGCUUUGACAUUGUCAAGAACCUUCAGAACCAGAGAGCCCUUUCAGAAACUGGAAUAGAGAAGGAAUCAAGCAUCCUGGCUCCUUCUUCUGGAGAGGAACUUUCCUUGGCUUCUAUGAAGCGCAUGACAUCCAACACAUCUGAGGGGAAAAUGAGCAAUAUUCUCCGCCACCUGAAAGAAAUUCAGGAAAAAUUACGGGGACACGUCACAUGGAAAGAAGGCCCUGCAGAGCACACACAGGUGGAUCUCCUAGAAUCUCCAUCUUCCUCCUCAUGCCCACUGCCUGUCCAGAGCUGCCCAGCACCUAGGAGGGCCUCUCGAUUUGCUCCAUGGACCAUCAAUCCAACCUUUGACUUGAGGAGCCUGUCCUGCAGUCUGGAGGUAUCCUCGGAUUGCCGGACAGUGACCGUGUCUCGCUGCCCACAGCCCUAUCCCUGGAGUCCAGAGAGGUUUUCAGUCAGCCAGGCCUUAUGUUCCCAAGCCCUCUCUUCUGGGCGGCAGUACUGGGAAGUGGACACUAGGUAUUGCAACCACUGGGCAGUUGGGGUGGCUUCCUGGGGCAUGAGCCGGGACCGGAUGCUGGGAAGGACUACGGACUCUUGGUGUAUAGAAUGGAGGGGAACUGGCCAGUUCUCUGCGUGGACUAUGGUUAAGAAAACUGAACUUGUCUCAGACCGACCAGAGGUGGUGGCCAUCUGGCUGGACCUUGAGGAGGGGAAGCUUGCCUUUUACUCAGUGGCCAGUCAGGAGAGGCUUCUGUAUGAGUGUGAGGUCUCUGCCUCCUCUCCUCUGCACCCUGCCUUCUGGCUGUAUGGCUUAAGUCCUGGGAACUCCCUGACCGUAAAGCAAGUAAAGGAAUAAAGGUCCCUCGGAGGUUAAAGAGUACUUUCCUGGUCUCUCUCCCUGCCUUCAAUCAGGGUGGCAACAUGACUUCAAUCCCACUUUUUUUGUGGUUACACAAAAGUGUGGUACAGGAUUAACCAAGUGGGCUUGAGGUCUUUGAACCCUGAACCUUUCAAAGAAAGGACUGGUGUUGGACUGUCUCCUGGGAGAUGGUUUCUAAGUCCUUGGACUGUCCUGCCUAAUAAGAGUGACUUUGUUUUCCUGGGGACUUUGGGCCUUGCAGUAUCACCUUGACUUCAGCAGGGACUGGAGAUUAAGUCACCCUUGUAGGAAGUAAGGCAGGCGUAUGUGACUGACUCCAAUAAAAACCCUGGACACCAUGCCUUGGUGAAUUUUCCUCAUUGGCAGUACUGCAUGCAGGUUCCCACACAUGAUUGUGGGGACAAUUAAGCCUUGUCCUCAUGAGUGCACUGGGAGAAGAGAAUUGGGAUGUCUUUUGGACCUCUGUGGCUUUUCACUGUACUAAACUAACUGUGAAGCCAGGCGCCAGUGGUUCACGCCUAUAAUCCUAGCUACUCAGGAGACAGAGAUCAAGAGGAUUGCAGUUCAAAGCCAG